This is a messenger RNA of Linum trigynum, 3565 nucleotides long. The record is from the annotation of a GenBank genome assembly. Lineage: Eukaryota; Viridiplantae; Streptophyta; Magnoliopsida; Malpighiales; Linaceae.
CUUGAGUUUGUGCUAUCAAAUCCUUUAGAUUGCUCCAUAUAGAUCUCUCGAUCAAGCUCCUCGUGUAAGAAAGCAUUCUCCACGUUCACAUAUAGCUGUCACAUUCUCCAAGAUUUACUGGCUGCAAGUGCUAAGAGAACACAUACAAUUGUGAUUGGCAACUAAACUAAACAUUUCAUCAUAAUCCAAACCAUAUUGUUGAGAAAAUCCGUGGGCCACCAAUCAAGUCUUGAAAUGCUCAAUUGAUCCAUCUAACUUGGUAUUUGGUUUUUAAACCCAUUUGUAGGAAAUGGGUUUAAUAUCUCUAGUCUUUGGUACGAGCUCCCAUGUUUGAUUCUUCUCGAUAGGUUGAAUCUCUUCUUCCAUAACUUUUAUCCAUUCAUCAUGUAUUUUGCUUCUUUGUAAGACGUUGCUUCUUUAACACCAAUAUCUUAUAUUACAGCUACAUUGGCAAAUAUUGGAUUUGUCUUUCUAGCUCUUUUUGACCUUUUGAGCUCUUGUGGAUGAUCAACUAUAUCCUCCAGUUGACUAAAUCGUUCUUCUUCUAUGAGUGAGAUUGAGAUUGAGCUCCUGCAUAACCUUCUCCUUGUUCAUUCUAUGCACGUUUCACUUCUUCUUCACUAGACCUCUCUAGCAGCCUUUCCUCCAUCUCCUUUGAGUAUGGAAGUAGGAUUAUUUAUGGUGACCACCAAGAGGAUGAUUCAUUAAACACCCCAUUGAGUGACACAUAACAUUUGUAUAUCGUCUGUUGUUGGAUAAAAACAUCUCCAUCCUUUUGGUUGGUCGUCAUAGCCCAGAAAAAUGCACCUGGAUACUUUUUGUCAAACUUGCAUCGAUCAUGGUCUGAAAAUCCCAUCAAGCGGUCAAACUUGCAUAGACCAACUUGAGUAGUUGGUCUUGUGUAACUUCUCUAUAGCGUUAACCGAAAAACCCUCCAUCUUCUUACUUGGUAACUUCUCUGAAUUCUCUAUUUCGGUAUUACUGAAAUAAGUGCAGCCUAUGACCGCCUGAUGGGGAUAUCGUCACUACGGACUCUCGGUUGAACCAGUUCUGAUAACAAAGCAUAAGAAACCCUUUAUGAUGUGGAAUAUUUGUCUAUGCUGCAACCACAAAGCAUAUGGGGAAUAACGUUGGCUCUGAUACUUCUUGUAGGAAAAAAAUAAGAUCGAAAUGUUCAACUAUCUUAUUUCUUUUCCAUCCCGCAACUCACUUGUUGAUUGAGUUGAUAUUAUCUUAUUAACCGCCACAUCACCAAUUUUUUUCCAGUUCAGCGGUGUAGUCGCAAGCUCAGUAUUAACUAAUGAAAUUUCAGUAAAGACUUAACAGUUGACUAAUUUUUUUGUAUUCCGAAAAGUUUUGCUAAAAUUUGUAAAUCCUUGAAAAUUUUGGUUAUUAAAUUGUGUAAUUGUGGAGUCACGCUAGAAGGGAGUUAUGAAGUCGAUAUGCACCAACUACUCAAAGAGAUAGAGUCAUAUGCAAUUAGAGAUCCGGUGCUUAAUGACAGUCAUCGGAUGAUCGCUGCCCAAUAUGGCAAGAAAAACCAUUUCUCUAUCUAAUUUAGAGUUGCUAAUCUAUCAUUUGAUUUAUGUAAUUUUGUGGCAAAAGAUUUAUAAGGUAGAGAGUUUUUUCUUGUAUUCUAUUUUCAAAUCUCAGAUUAAAAAGAAAAUUGUGUAAUGGAAGUCAUUUUUCGCUACGCAACUGGUGGGAAGAAGACAGCGGGAGGGUCAAUCUUCUUCACUCAGCUUCAUCUCAAAAACGAAAAAUUCUACAAUGGCCGUCUCCUUUGCUUGUCAUGUAAAACACCUCGCCCUAACCUUCACAUCUUUCGCUUCCGUAUUAAUGAACCGCUAAUCAACAAGAAAGACAAGGGCAAUCAAGGGCAAGAGAACAAGGAAAAGGAAGGAAACCCCUUCAUAGUCAGUCCUCUUUAUUUGGUAUCAACUUCCCCCGCCCGCUGAUCUGCCGGCCAGGGCUGACCUCUGCAACCAGAAUUUCAUCUCAGCCUCGGCAAACUCAGUUGGGUUCCUGAUCUUCCAAGGCAAGUUAUAGCUACUUUCCUUUUGCCCUUCUUCGCUUAGCACUCAAAAAGGCUUUUCCUUUGGAUGGUUGGAAAGGCUGUAUGUGUGUUUUCGUGGGUGAUUUUGGAGGAAUUAUCUUUGUAGCUCCCAGUUCAUAAGCUAGUCAAUCCUUGUGGCGUUGUAGUUUAGGAAGGAGAUCGAGUUUAUUAAGGGAACCUAUUCGCUGCUAUUAUCUUUCUUUUCGAAGCGAUGAUGAGCUUUUGCUAUUGGUGGGCUCUGGCAAAAGACCUGUUUUUGGAUACUACUGGCUUUGGGCUGUCAAUUGUAGUGGCCUAUUGUAUCUAUGGGGACGGAGAUGGGUCGUAGCAGUCCCGGAGCUUAUGGAUCUUUUAUGCGCAUGAACUGCUGAUUUUGUUUAAGGAAGUUGCCAAAAGAAACGAUUCUGCAGCUUCAUGGUCUAUCAACUCACAGCAUUGUGUUAGUCCUAUGGUAACCAUGAUCAGAUGGGGAAGUUGUGGCGGGAAGAGGGAUUUUUAUACUUUGUUUAAGUUUAUUGAGUUAGAUUAAGAGACUUCCCCACAAUUCCUUUACCGAAAUUCAAUUCCUAUUUCCUCCUUAGCAUUCAUGUUGAAUACUUGGAUACUAUAUUGAAUGCCAGUAACUGAUUCCAUGAUAGUGUGAUCAUUGUCACUGCGUUGAGGGUGUAGAAAUUGAAGACUGACUCACUCCUCUUUCUUCAGAUUCUUUUUGUGGGUUUCAUGCUGGCUGAAGGAGGCUCGACUGAACCACUCAUGGAUAGAAGUAAAGGUCCCCUCUUUUGCAAUUUACUUCUUCGUUAUGAUAUAAUUCCAUAUAUGUUGCUCUUGUAAACGGUCCUGCAUAGUCAUAUUCACUUCUUUUCCUGCACCAAAUUGCUUGCUUGUUCUAGGUGAGCGAGGGGAGAGAUAAGCGAGUUCUGAUAUAGUUAGCGUUAGUGGUGAUAUGGCAUUAGUGAAAGCAGGAAAAACUGUUAAUACCAGGAUGAUUAGAUUGUGCUUUACGAGGUUUAACCCUCAUUUCUUGUUUCGUUGGAUCCACCUAUCUCUGGUCCCUUGAUAUUGAAAAGCUCUCAUUCACCAUGGGCUACACUUCUUUGGUGCUGCAGAUGCAAGCUUUGAGGAGAAGGAAAGUUUAAGGAAUGGACUUGAGUUGGUGAAACCUGCCACGGAUAAACAUAUGGAUCUUCUGAGACCAACAGCUAGAAACCUUUCAGUAUUCAGAGGUAUGCAUCUCUUUUGUUCUUCGCUUUCUUAUGUUCCUCUGUUAUCGCAUUAACUCGAGUUCUUGAACGAAGUCCAAAAUUGAUCUUAUCUCAUUUUCUUACAUGCCUCUGCUAACCUGUCUUGGGUUUCUAACGCAAAGAGGAAGUAGGAACUAUAGGGUUCUGUUUAACUUGGUUGCUGAAAUUUAUGGAAAAGAAAAGAAAAGUAGUGUUUGAGAGGCUGCAUCUUCAAUAUAAGAGCAAGACUUCAAAUGGGAAUCUACUCUAAGAAAACAAGUCAGAUACU